Enhydra lutris kenyoni (northern sea otter) is the source of this 417-nucleotide messenger RNA. RefSeq names its product small ubiquitin-related modifier 2-like. Gene Ontology annotation, molecular function: ubiquitin-like protein ligase binding; protein tag activity. NCBI's taxonomy places the organism in Eukaryota, Metazoa, Chordata, Mammalia, Carnivora, Mustelidae. The coding region runs from base 1 to 417 and encodes 138 amino acids. Gene Ontology annotation, biological process: protein sumoylation. The transcript has 5 exons. Gene Ontology annotation, cellular component: nucleus. The record is from RefSeq and is a predicted model, not a curated record.
AUGGCCGACAAAAAGCCCAAGGAAGGAGUCAAGACUGAGAACAACGAUCGAAUUAGUUUGAAGGUGGUGGGGCAGGAUGGUUCUGUAGUGCAGUUUAAGAUUAAGAAGGAUAGGGGCACCUGGCAUACACCACUUAAUGAACUAAUGAAAGGCUAUUGUGAACGACAGGACACACCUGCACAGUUGGAAAUGGAGGCUGAGGAUACAAUUGAUGUGUUUCAGCAGCAGACAGGAAAUGACCGGGAUGACAAGGUUAACGAAAACAGUACCGGUAACAACAGAGCCCAAGGUGCCGAUCCUGAAGACAACGCAACUCGGCGCAGGCCGACGGCGAAACAGCGCCUCUCGCCGGCGGCAAACCUGCACGGGAAACACCGACAGGAAGAGACCCGGGGCGAGAACUACAGCUCCCACUGA